This is a messenger RNA of Miscanthus lutarioriparius, 1095 nucleotides long. Lineage: Eukaryota; Viridiplantae; Streptophyta; Magnoliopsida; Poales; Poaceae. The record is from the annotation of a GenBank genome assembly.
AUGGCAGAUCCACCUCUGGACAUCUCCCUCGCUUCCCAAUUCUGCAUCACCGCGCAGGCCACUGACCACGACAUCACCGGCUCCGUCUUUGGCAAGCCAGCGACAACGACCACAGCAAUGGCAUCCGCCUCUACCUCGUCGACCUCUAUGCUGCCCCAUGAGGUCGCCCCCACCAUAUCCACCGAGACCACAGAACACCUUUGGGAGACGCACGCCAGGUGUUGGAUGUCGUGUCGCGACCCGGACGCCAAGGUCGUCGACGGCGGCUUUGCCACGCAGUUGGAGGUGCUCGGCGCCGACAUCAACGACCCGCUCGAGAGCGCCGCUUGCCUCAUCACCAGGCCGCACCUCGUCAAGGAGUCAAAUUAUUGGAGGGAAGUACAGUGGAACUAUUGCCAGCUUUCUGUGGAGGGCAACGUAGUUCAUCACUCCAUUUCGGUGUUGCGGCAUACAAGGAUUCAACUGUUACAAACAGCCAUGCAAGGCAAUAUGGCAGCGAAGGUUCUGGAGAUGUCUCUACUACCAUCUUCAUAUCAAUUUAUGUUGGUACAUUAUGUGAGUCACAGAGUGAUUGCUAAUGAAACCAAUCAGCAUCAGCUUUGGCAUUUCACUAAGACAAAUCAGUAUAUCUCUACUUUGGCAUUUGAGUCGUGGAUUUUGGAGACCCUUUCAUCGGAUGGAGAACUAUUGCCAUUUGAUAACAUAUCAUUCACUGAUCUUUGGGAGAUUGCUCAAUGGAUAUCACUUCAAGGACAUACUGAUGCCCAUGCUGUAAAUGUGAAUAGGCCUUGUGAUUGGAUAAAGUCUUCCUUUGGACAACGAAGCAGCUGUGCACUAUUCAAGCAUUUACUUGGCACCAAACAAGGAAUUCUGAUUUCAGGUUCUGUCGAGGCUGGCGGAGAAGAUGAAGCGGGACGGGGACGUCGGCCUCGUCGCCAACUUCAGGAGGUUUCACCGGGAGAAGGCGGCAGCGUCCAGGGCUAUGCCGACGCUGGACGCGACGGCAUCGAGCAGAGACCAAAGCCUCUGAAAGCUAGAGUCGCGGACGAUCCUAGCCUUAGCUUGUACAUGGAGAGGCAUAUGUGUGCAGCGUGA